AUGGGUGGAGGAAAUGGCCAAAAGGCAAAGAUGGCUCGUGAGAAGAACGCUGAAAAGAUUAAAGAUCAAAAGGGAAGUCAGCUUGAGGCCAACAAGAAGGCCAUGAAUAUCAAAUGCAAGUUUCUCUUUGGGAUUUUACAACAACAACUUCCAAUUGCAGGAGAAUCUGCUAAAAUUGCUGAGAGAAGAAGCAAGAAGAUUCAUGACCCAUCAAGGAUGCGUCAACUUCCUCCAACUGAAGUUCCAAAACGGAGCAAGCAAAAAGAUGAUGUAACAGUAAAAAAAGGUUCUAAAGUUGCUCAACAAAAUAAGAGAAAAGUAACCAAGCCUUCUUCAGACGUUAAGGGUAAAAAUGUUGUUAAAGAUGUAGAUCUGGAAGAGGAUGAACAGAGUCAUCCUGAAGGGGCUCCAUCGAUGCAGCGGUACACUAAUAUCGAGGUGUUCAAAGAUAUCAAGAGUAAGCUAACUGUUCCACGGCACUUGGAGGUUCAAGCACAGAUUUUUAGGUGCUUCAUGGUAAGAGAGCUCAAGGAGAGCACUUCUGAUUGUUUUACAAUUGAUAUAAAUGGUACCGUAUUGAGAUUUACCAUGAGAGAAUUUGCCCUUAUGAGCGGGCUAAAUUGUGUAGCCGAUGAAGGUGAAUUUACAUACGAUGAGGAAGAAUCGAAUAGGAUUAUGGAUGCAUAUUUUGGUGGAACUAGGAAAACGAGUAUACCAAGGGUUCAUUUUGAAGUGGUUGAGGAUGGAAGGUAUGUAGAUUAUCCAUGGGGCAAAGAAGCUUUUAACGAGUUGAUUAGAAGCAUCAGCAAGAAGUAUUCUGCCACAACACAGUAUUAUAGGAUCCAUGGGAUGCCACUGGCUAUGCAAGUUUGGCUUUAUGAGUGUUGUUCAAGAGUUCCAUCGUAUCUCGCUAUUAAAUCCGGAAAUUCCAUUCCAAGAAUGUUGAAUUGGAGGUCCAUCGACAAUCGGCCAAAAUAUAAUAUUUUGAUGGAAGGCAUUUUUAGAGACGGCAAACGAUCGAGCUGUACAUUUGCAAAUACAAUCCCCACUAGCAGUGAGUUGGAGAGCCUCCAAUUGCCCGAUGUUGUUGUCUGUCGCGAUACAGUAGACAAAAAUGUCUUAGUUGAUGCCAAUGAAGGUACCCAAGUCACAGAUAUGCCACUGGAUGACUUUGAUGAUUUCAGUACUACUCCCCCCCACCUUUCUAAGGGCAAACAACAACAACGGACGAAUCAGACAGAUUCUCCACCUUCAAAGAGACGCAGACAACUUCCUACAACAGCUUCCACAUCUAAGAAACAACAAAUCCACACCGAACCACAGACAACUGUGAAGAAGAGUCACAAGGAUCAAAAGGUUGCUCAAAAGCCUAUUUUACAGAAGUCUGCUUCACCAAAGUUGAAUGAACAAAUGAAUAGACCCCAAAACACCACAGUCCUACGUGAUGUCCCUACUAUAUCCAUGAAAGAGGAAAUACAAUUGCUAAGGAAAGAUUUUCAAGUUUUCAAGGAAUCAGUCAUUGGUGAGUUCACAAGUGAGUUGUCAAAGCUCCGAACUUUCAUGGAUGACAACUUCAAGAAGCUAUUUGAAGCAAUCAAGGUGAACAAUUCUGUGGACAAGGGUGUUGGACCAAAGUUACAUGAGGAAGUUCCGGAAAUUGUAGUGACCGCCGAAAAUUUAAGAGCGAUACACGUAAAGCUUCAUUUGAAGAGAUUAAUCGGACGAACGAAGGAACUUUCAACUCAACAGAGGUAA
Molecule: messenger RNA, 1755 nt
Organism: Lycium ferocissimum
Lineage: Eukaryota; Viridiplantae; Streptophyta; Magnoliopsida; Solanales; Solanaceae
Exons: 8
Coding region: 1-1755 (584 amino acids)
Source: RefSeq, a predicted model, not a curated record